AUGCCAAUAACACCAAAACUCUUGAGGGCAUAUGUUUUUGAGUUUAUCAAAGCAAACAAUCAUUGCUUAAAUGUCAACGAAAAACUGGCAGGUAGAGACUGGUGUAACAUUUUCUUAAGGCGCUACCCAAAAAUUAGCUGCCGAAAGGCGCAAUUUAUGAACCCAGCAAGAGCUGAAUCUGAAAAAAUGAAUCCGUUUAUUGUUAAAGACUAUUUCACCAAAUUAGAAAAACUAAUGUUAUUGCAUGGCUUUUUUAUUACUCCAGUAAUGCUCUACAACAUGGAUGAAAAAGGAGUCAGACUUACAGUUCAUCACCAACAAGCUGUUUUAGCACAACGGGGAGCGAAGAGAGUUCAUCUUGUUGCUCAGGAACAUGCAGAAAAUGUGACUGUGGUUGGCUGUGCCAAUUCUAUGGAAUGUGCUAUACCUCCAAUGGUGCUUUUCAAAGGUAUUCGUAUGAAGAGUGAAUUCAGUGACAAUUUGCCUCCAGGUUCAACUACAUUAAUAACGGAGAAGAGGUCGAUGACCAUCGAAUCAUUUCUUUUAUGGCUUGACCACUUCAAUAAAUAUAAAACAAGUGGAGAGACUCUGUUAAUUAUUGAUGGUGCUGCUUUCCGUAUUAAUAUCAGAAUAGUUGAAAAGGCGGAAAGCUAUGGGGUUCACAUCUUUUGCUUACCAAGCAAUACUACCCAUGAACUGCAGCCCAUGGACGAAUUUGUCUUUAAAGCUUUCGAGUCCUAUUGGGAUGAAGAAGUCAUGAAAUAUUUGAAGACAUAUCCAGACAGAAGAAUAACCAAAUCUCUAUUUGGAAAACGUUUUACACCAGCAUGGAACAAGUGCAUGUCAAUUGGGAUUAUUACAAUUGGUUUCAGGGCUACUGGGAUUUAUCCUUUUAACCCGAAUGCCAUUCCAGAUACUACUUUUUUGCCAAGUACUUUGACAAAAAUUGAUGAUACAUCUUUUAACACGUGUCUUACUAAAUCUGAUCUUUCAACAACUCCAGUCGUCCAACCAGGACCUUCAACAAUUCCAGUCAUCCAACACGGUCCUUUAGGAGAUUCAGUCGUUUGA
Molecule: messenger RNA, 1071 nt
Organism: Hydra vulgaris (swiftwater hydra)
Lineage: Eukaryota; Metazoa; Cnidaria; Hydrozoa; Anthoathecata; Hydridae
Cellular component (GO): nucleus
Molecular function (GO): DNA binding
Source: RefSeq, a predicted model, not a curated record